GGGCGCGCCAGAACUUUUCCUCCUGCGCCAUGUGAUUCUCUCUCGCUCUUCUUCUCCACCCCUUUCCCCCUUCUUUCUUCCUCGCCAGCUGGAGCUGCGUAAACUUUUAAAGCCCACUCCUUUUUUUUUGCAAAGGCUGCGGGCAGUGACGACUUUCGGAGGGGUGGCGGCGGCGGAUCUCGCUGGUUGACAUAGUAACUCCUCUCUCUCUCUCCCUCUCUGCUCGCCUCAGUCGGUGUCUGAGGGGCUGCUCGGUUGCUGCCGCCGCCGCGGCCGCCGCCGCCACCGCUACCUUCAUGGACUGCAGCGAGCGACCCCGGCAGCAAAGCGAAGGAGAAGGGCUGCUCGGGGCUUCGCUGCCUCCGCUGGAGCUCCGGCGACCCCGGCUCCUUCGCCAUGGGGACACCGCGCUGCCCGUAGCUGCGAGCGGGGCGGCAGGCGGAGGGUGCGCCCAGCAGGCGAGUCUCCUCCUCGGCGGCGGGAACCCCGGGGCCACUUUUUCUCCUUAUUUCUGAAGGAAAGGCAGCAGCCCCGAGUGCGAGGAGCGCCCCACUCUCUCCACCUUUGUUUGUGUCAGGUUUUUUUUGGGGGGUCAUCCUUUAAAUAAUAAUUCGAGAAGAAAACGAGGGGCUUUCUCAGGGACGACGACCCCAACCAAGAGCGGGGUGAAGCAGCAGCAGCAGCAGCACCAUGAGCCAAAUUGGCCAGCUGCCCUUCGGGCCGAACGGCUCUCCGGCGGCGAGCGGGGCGCGGAGGAAUGACAGCCGCGACUACCUGCUGAUGGACUCGGAGGCGUGUGAGGAGAACUGCACCGCGCCCUACGCUUACUACCCCGCUAGAGGUGCUGAGAACAGACAUGCCCUCCGACAGCAGACUGUUGUCCGAGAGAAAGGCAGGAGGCUUGCAAAUCGCGGACCGGCAUAUAUGUUUAAUGACCACUCAACCAGCCUUUCUAUUGAAGAGGAGCGUUUUUUGGAAGCGGCAGAAUAUGGCAACAUUCCUGUGGUCCGCAAGAUGCUGGAGGAAUGUACCUCACUCAACGUGAACUGCGUGGACUACAUGGGGCAGAAUGCUCUGCAGCUCGCCGUCGCAAAUGAGCACCUGGAAAUCACAGAGCUCUUGCUUAAUAAGGAGAACCUGUCACGGGUUGGGGACGCCCUGCUCUUGGCCAUUAGCAAAGGUUACGUCCGGAUAGUAGAAGCCAUCUUGGGUCACCCUGCGUUCGCCGAAGGCAAGAGGCUGGCCACAAGCCCCAGCCAAUCGGAGGUGCAGCACGAUGACUUUUAUGCCUACGACGAGGACGGCACCCGCUUCUCCCACGAUGUGACCCCCAUCAUCCUAGCUGCUCACUGCCACGAGUACGAAAUCGUGCACACCUUGCUGAGGAAAGGCGCUCGCAUCGAGAGGCCUCAUGACUACUUCUGCAAAUGCAGCGAAUGCAACGAGAAGCAAAAGCACGAUUCCUUCAGCCAUUCCAGGUCCAGGAUCAAUGCCUACAAAGGUCUGGCCAGCCCUGCUUACCUUUCCUUGUCUAGCGAGGACCCCGUAAUGAUUGCCUUAGAACUAAGCAAUGAGCUGGCUGUGCUUGCUAACAUUGAAAAAGAAUUCAAAAAUGAUUACAAAAAAUUGUCUAUGCAGUGCAAAGACUUUGUGGUUGGACUUCUUGAUUUAUGCAGAAACACUGAAGAAGUAGAAGCUAUUCUAAAUGGAGAUGUUGAGCUGCACCACGGGGAGCAUGGACGCCCUAGCCUUAGCCGCCUAAAACUUGCCAUAAAGUAUGAAGUCAAAAAGUUUGUAGCACAUCCAAACUGCCAGCAGCAGCUCCUCUCUAUCUGGUAUGAGAAUCUGUCAGGUUUACGACAACAGACGAUGGCGGUGAAGUUUUUAGUGGUUCUUGCAGUUGCUGUUGGGCUGCCAUUCCUGUCGAUGGCUUAUUGGAUUGCUCCAUGCAGUAAGUUGGGUAGAAUAAUGCGCGGACCCUUUAUGAAAUUUGUGGCACAUGCAGCCUCUUUCACCAUUUUCCUUGGUUUGCUGGUCAUGAAUGCGGCAGACAGGUUUGAUGGCACCAAACUGAAGCCCAAUGAAAGCAGAACGGAUGGAAAACAGCUGUUCAGGAUGAAAACUUCGUGCUUCUCGUGGAUGGAGUUGCUUAUUAUCUCAUGGGUAAUAGGUAUGAUAUGGUCCGAGUGUAAAGAGAUUUGGUCCCAAGGUCCCAAGGAAUACCUGUUUGAGUUGUGGAAUAUGCUGGAUUUCGGGAUGCUAGCUAUUUUUGCAGCUUCGUUCAUUGCGAGGUUCAUGGCGUUUUGGCAUGCUUCCAGAGCCCAGAGCAUAGUCGAUGCGGAUGCGGAUAUGAAGGACUUGAAAACGGCGACAUUGCAUCCCAAUAUAAAAUACUACACUUUGGCAAGAAUAGACUGGGAUCCAUCCGACCCUCAAAUCAUAUCUGAAGGCCUGUAUGCAAUCGCUGUGGUCUUAAGCUUCUCAAGAAUCGCCUAUAUUCUGCCAGCCAAUGAAAGCUUCGGACCUCUACAGAUAUCGCUUGGCAGAACUGUGAAAGACAUAUUCAAGUUCAUGGUCAUAUUUAUCAUGGUUUUUGUGGCCUUCAUGAUAGGAAUGUUUAAUCUCUACUCUUACUACCUGGGGGCAAAGCAAAACGAAGCCUUCACUACAGUGGAGGAAAGCUUCAAGACUUUGUUCUGGGCAAUAUUUGGACUCUCAGAAGUGAAAUCAGUUGUCAUAAACUAUAGGCACAAAUUUAUUGAGAACAUUGGUUAUGUCCUUUAUGGGGUUUAUAACGUCACCAUGGUUAUUGUUCUGUUGAACAUGCUUAUCGCGAUGAUCAACAGCUCAUUCCAAGAGAUUGAGGAUGAUGCUGAUGUGGAAUGGAAGUUUGCAAGAGCAAAACUGUGGUUCUCCUAUUUUGAGGAGGGCAGAACACUUCCGGUGCCGUUCAACCUAGUGCCUAGCCCCAAAUCUCUGAUUUCCUUCUCGCUUAGAAUAAAGAAGUGGAUUUUUAAGUUGUUGUUUUGCAAUAGAAAAGGUUUCCAGGAAGAUGCUGAGAUGAAUAAGCUAGGUCAAAGUAAGGAAUCAAGUAUACGAAGCUCAGAUGACCUCAACUUAAACAUCUUAAGGAAUCCUCAAAGGAAGUAUCAGAAAAUUAUGAAACGUCUUAUAAAGCGAUAUGUACUGAAAGCUCAAGUGGACAAGGAAAGUGACGAAGUCAAUGAAGGUGAGCUGAAAGAAAUUAAACAGGACAUCUCAAGCCUCCGUUACGAGCUCCUUGAAGAAAAGUCACAGAACACAGAAGACCUGGCAGAACUCAUCCAGAAACUUGGGGAGAAACUGUGUAUUGAGCCAAAACAGGAACAAAGGACUUCUCUCUGAAAAAGAAAGUGGGGGGGGGGAAGGGGGGCACACUCCUCCUCCAAGCUGGCAGUCCAGUGAAAGCCAUAUCAAUUCUAUCUACAACCCCACCCCACCCCCCCACAAUUCUCCUUCAAUUGUAAUUGACACUUUUGCAGCAGCUACAAAAGUAGAUACAUCUUGACAAUUCUUUUUCUUUUUGGUUAACUGGGGGAAACCAGCAUUUUGAGCAGAUGUUAUUUAACCCCAUCCACGGAGGCCAACUCAACCAUUGAAAGGAAAAGACAUAAAAUAUGGUUUGAGAAGAAGCCGCACAAUUAAAGACUUUUAAUUACUGGUUCUACUGGUGCCAGGGAGCUAUCUUGUUCUCUCACUCUCUUUCACACUCCCACUAACGUGCACACGUAUUUUGACACUUCAAACGUAUGCCUACUUAGAAGUAAAUUCCACUGAGAUGAAUGAGGUUUACAAAUUAAGCAUUUAGGAAUAAGGUUCUGAUCACUUUCUUCUUUUCUUUUCUUUUUUUAAAAAAUGAACUGGUCUUUCUUUAAAUAAACAACAACAAAAAUACAAUUACAUUACUUUAAUUAAAGUAAAAAAGAAAUAAUUUCUGUUCCAUUAACUAAGUGCUUGGGAUGGACAAGAGGAAGGCUCAACAGAGCACAUCUGAAAGCCAUGAUGUUACCGUGACAUUACAGUGUUUUCUUCAAAUCCCUCCAUUGCAAGAAGGCGUUCUGGUACAUUUCUUUGGGAGUGCAUCUACAAUACAAACCCAUAUUGGCUUAAUCGCCGAGGGUUUCUCCAAAGAAUCCUAGGUGAGGGGUGCUAAGAUCAGUAGUCCUCUUCCUCUUCAGAGAACUACAAUCCACAGCAAUCACUGGGGAGAAAUGUUUAAAUGCUUUAAGUCUCUAUUGCAGAUACGUCCAAGGACCAAGGUGCCAAGAGCCUUGAUAUCCAUCCCACGAAAGGCGUUCCACUGCCAAGCAGCAAUUCCUAGUAUCUGCCUUGUCUGCGUUUAGCAUUUUUCCUUGGCGAAUGUUUAUAUGUUGAGAUACACCAUAUGAGUUGCAUUGAGCUAAGUCGUAGAGUUGAUACGCUACAAUCAGUGGGCAUUUAUUUCAGUGGGUCUACUCUGAAAAAAAAAUCAGUCCAUUUGUUUCAUUGGGUUUCCUCUGAGAAUAAUGCAAUGGGAUGCAACCCAAUGUGUCUAGGAGCAAAUGACUGGAACCAUAAGUGUUCUUAGGGAGGUACGCUGUAUGCCUGGUCUAUGACUGCCUUACUCCCUUUUCGGCCCUGAUCCAUUGUGCAUCCCUGUGAUAAAUAACUGAUAACCAAAAGCCAGCCCUACCUUGUCUCAUUUCACAUGUUUGUAUUGCUACCACCUUUCAUCUAGUAACAGCACCACUGAAAGAACAACCCACACAAGCAAACCUUCCAUUAGUCAUGGCCAGGUAUUUGAUGGCGGUUGCACUUUGAGUCUACACAAGUUUGAUACAGAUAACCCUUUUUGCCCAGUGUGGCCCUUCGAGAUGUUGUUGGGCUUUAACUCCCAUCAACCUCCCAUCAAAUGAGUCAGCAGUGUGAUGCAGCAGCUUAAAAAGCCAAUGCAAUUCUGGGCUGCAUCAAUAGGAGUAUAGCAUCUAGAUCUAGGGAAGUAAUAAUACCACUGUAUUCUGCUCUGGUCAGA
This is a messenger RNA of Zootoca vivipara (common lizard), 5050 nucleotides long. It is a transcript of the gene TRPC6, whose product is annotated as transient receptor potential cation channel subfamily C member 6. Gene Ontology annotation, cellular component: cation channel complex; plasma membrane. Gene Ontology annotation, molecular function: inositol 1,4,5 trisphosphate binding; protein binding; store-operated calcium channel activity. The record is from RefSeq and is a predicted model, not a curated record. Gene Ontology annotation, biological process: calcium ion transmembrane transport; regulation of cytosolic calcium ion concentration; single fertilization. NCBI's taxonomy places the organism in Eukaryota, Metazoa, Chordata, Lepidosauria, Squamata, Lacertidae.